CUUGGCGAGCGGAAAUGAAAUUGAGCCAGCUCCGAAUAUUUUUUUUUUCAAUUUUAUUGAGAGAUUUCCCUAAAUCAUUUCCAUGUCACAUUCCAACACUAUACCCAUUACACAUUCUAGUUCAUUUAUUGCAAAAAUGAUGCUUGUCGAAAGUAGUGAAGACGAUUUCUACCAGGAUCCCUUUGGAACCCUCGAGCUGGAAACGCGGAAAGCCGAAGUCGAAAAAGGCAUCUCGGAUUUCACCUUGGACACGGUGCCAUGGACGAUCCGUCUGGCCCAAGACAUGAGUGGCGGCUGCGGCGGCAAGAUCUGGGAAGCCGCCAAUAUGAUGAUCUCCUAUUUGGUCGACUAUCCCCAAGAUUUCAAAAAUAAACGCAUUCUCGAGCUCGGUAGUGGAACUGGUCUCGUCGGAUUAGCUGUCGCCAAAUCAUACCCUGAUGUAAAAAGCUUGAUUCUGACCGAUCAAGAACCUCUGAUGAAUCUUUUGCGAGAGAAUAUAGCCCUCAACGACGUAGCUCACAUCACAACUGCUUCCGUUCUUAACUGGGGAGAGCCAUUACCAGAUAGCAUAGCUCCGGGGUCGGUGGAUGUCAUUUUAGCCUCUGACUGCGUCUAUCUCGAAGUGGCGUUUGAGCCGCUUAUUCACACGCUUUUGGAAUUGAGUUCCAAGGAUACCUUGAUUUUGAUGAGCUACCGAAAACGAAGAAAAGCCGAUAAACGGUUUUUCCAAAUGGCACGGAAACAUUUUACUCUCCAUGAGGGUGAAAAUGAUGCGAAGCAGGAUGCGUAUUUAAAAGACGGGUUACGACUGUAUAUUUUGAAGAAGAAAUAAUACAAUAAACUGAUUCUGUUACAUAUAUGAAUAUAUAACACUGGAAAAAACUCUGGAUAUAUGG
This is a messenger RNA of Radiomyces spectabilis, 896 nucleotides long. Its product is annotated as putative methyltransferase-domain-containing protein. The transcript has 4 exons. Lineage: Eukaryota; Fungi; Mucoromycota; Mucoromycetes; Mucorales; Radiomycetaceae. Bases 83 to 832 code for a protein of 249 amino acids. The record is from RefSeq and is a predicted model, not a curated record.